CAUCACAGCUGAGCUUCGCUCAGUUGGCAACGAUCGGUCGGAUCGUUCGGACGCGCGUUUACUUCCAAAAACAAGUUCAAAGUGGGUCCAGUCCCCGAAUUAGGAGGACAGGUGACAGACAGGUUGUGCGAAAGUUAAACCGUUUGGUGAAUGUGAAACCGAUACACGUGAUUACACGGAGUGUGACGAUCUGGAAUAACCGGAAGAUUAGUCGAAUCGUGGGAUCUCUAAAAUUAGAACACUUUCAACGAAUGAUCUUCGGCGUGAUAGAAAGGCAGAUCGGUUAUUCCCAGGGAUCGCGACAUCGGUGAUAAGUCGUCUAACUGCCAAAACGUUGCUCAAUUGGAAAAUAUUAUUCCGCCAGUAGUGUGAUAAGAGAGGAGAUGCCGAAAGGUUGCUGCUAAUCGACGUGAAGUGAAAGCAGAUCUACACGGAAUUCGCCCCUCAGAUUGUCCAAGGGAGAAGUGUUGUAGAACGUCCAAAUAACUCACAGCCAAGAUGCUGACAACGAAACAAACCGUUCUGGCGGUAGUGACGCUAUGCACCGGAAUCGCCUUCGCGAUCCAGGUUCCCACGUCCGAUCAGAUAAGCAUUGCCAGUAACGACCGAUCAGAUGUCCUCCCGGGUUUCGGUGGUGCGGGCGAUGAACCUCGAGCGUAUCGUCCGGACACUUCCUCGCUGGAUUUUGUCUACCACAAUCACGAGGACAUGACGCGAUAUCUGAGGGCGACCACGGCUCGGUAUCCGAACCUGACGGCACUGUACUCAAUCGGAAAGUCUGUCCAGGGUCGUGAACUGUGGGUAAUGGUGGUGUCUGCGUCUCCCUAUGAACAUAUGCUCGGCAAACCGGACGUCAAGUACAUCGGUAACAUCCACGGAAACGAGGCCGUUGGCCGUGAACUGCUACUUCACAUGAUCCAGUACCUGAUCACCAGCUACACUACUGACCCGUACAUCAAGUGGCUGCUGGACAACACUCGUAUCCACAUUCUGCCUUCGUUGAACCCGGAUGGUUAUGCCGCAUCCAAGGAGGGUACCUGUGACGGCGGCCAGGGACGAUACAACUCACGGGGCUUUGAUCUGAACCGCAACUUCCCGGAUUACUUCAAGCAGAACAACAAGCGGUCGCAACCGGAAACAGAAGCCGUCAAGGAGUGGAUCAACAAGAUUCAGUUUGUGCUGAGUGGAUCUCUGCACGGUGGAGCUCUAGUUGCCAGUUACCCGUAUGAUAACACCCCCAAUGCCAAGAUCUGUAGAUCUUCGUCUACUUGUGCCGUGUUCAAUAGCUACGUGUCUCAACCAUCGUUGACACCGGAUGACGAUGUGUUCAAACACCUCUCGCUGACCUAUGCCAACAAUCACGCCAAAAUGUCCCGAGGUGUGGCCUGCAAGUCUGCUUCGCCUUCGUUCGAGAACGGCAUUACCAAUGGUGCUGCUUGGUACCCACUGACCGGUGGAAUGCAAGACUACAACUACAUCUGGCACGGUUGUAUGGAGGUUACGCUGGAGGUGUCCUGCUGCAAGUUCCCACCGGCAUACGAGCUGCGCAAGUACUGGGAUGAUAACCAGCUGUCGAUGAUCAAGUUCCUCGCUGAAGCGCAUCGUGGAGUCCAAGGUUUCGUCAUGGAUCCCAACGGAGGUCCCAUCGAGCGUGCUCAGCUGAAGAUCAAGGGUAGGGACGUCGGCUUCAGUACUACAAAGUACGGCGAGUUCUGGCGAAUCUUGAUGCCCGGCGUCUACAAGUUGGAGGUGUUUGCCGACGGAUUCGUCCCAAGAGACGUCGAUUUCAUGGUCGUUGAGCAGCAUCCUACAUUGCUGAACGUCACCAUGCAACCAUCGAAGCGUAACGAUGGCCCCUACUACCGGCCAGUCCAGCAGCCGGCCCAGUCGCAGUAUCGUCCACAGAUUGCAGCCCCCGGUGGUCUUCCCAGUAACAGCAUCAAUGGAUCCCCAGCCGACGAAGGCAUCCUGUCUACGCUGAGCAACGGAUUCAACAGUUUGGUGAACAACAUCUUCGGAUAAAUGACUUCCCGGAACCACCAAACGGUGAUCGUUCUCUCUGCUACAGUAUUACAAGAGGAAGGAUGUGCUUUUUGUGCUUUUAUAAGCAGCUGUUACAAUCAACGCAUCAACAUCUAUUAGACGCCAAACUCACACGGCAUUUAGACGCGUUAUUACACUCCAUUGAAACCAGAACUUUUGACAUUAACAGGACGGUGCGACGAGUAAGAAGAAUGUGUGUUCUCCAGUGAUAUGACGAUAAUAAUUAACAUAACAGAACAAACUCGAAUUAGUUGUUAAAAAAAUAUUAGGAUUAAGCUUCAAUCAGAUACGCAGAAAAACACUGCACCACAACAACACAAUCGAGAACCUAUUUUUGAACAUUUGUAGACGUUAUCUGCAUCGCAAAGUGCUUAUAGUGGAAUGAACAAUGAACUCUCACAUCUAUAGGUGACCAAUAUUACAGAUGAUAUUCAGCAGCAUCCAUUAGCGUAUUUAAGCAUUAGCAAGUCGUUCGAAAGUUAUAACUACUACCAAGAU
Messenger RNA from Aedes aegypti (yellow fever mosquito), 2541 nucleotides. Its product is annotated as carboxypeptidase D. Gene Ontology annotation, biological process: proteolysis. The coding region runs from base 499 to 2022 and encodes 507 amino acids. NCBI's taxonomy places the organism in Eukaryota, Metazoa, Arthropoda, Insecta, Diptera, Culicidae. Gene Ontology annotation, molecular function: zinc ion binding; metallocarboxypeptidase activity. Gene Ontology annotation, cellular component: cell surface. The record is from RefSeq and is a predicted model, not a curated record. The transcript is spliced from 5 exons.